Molecule: messenger RNA, 6392 nt
Organism: Ictalurus punctatus (channel catfish)
Lineage: Eukaryota; Metazoa; Chordata; Actinopteri; Siluriformes; Ictaluridae
Gene: gna12a
Product: guanine nucleotide binding protein (G protein) alpha 12a
Exons: 4
Coding region: 3170-4003 (277 amino acids)
Biological process (GO): Rho protein signal transduction; adenylate cyclase-modulating G protein-coupled receptor signaling pathway
Cellular component (GO): brush border membrane; heterotrimeric G-protein complex
Molecular function (GO): GTPase activity; G-protein beta/gamma-subunit complex binding; D5 dopamine receptor binding
Source: RefSeq, a predicted model, not a curated record
AGCAGAGAGCUGUCUAAAUGUCAGGAAACCCCAGCUAUAUCAAAAAUUUGCAGCCAUACUGGCCCAUGUGUGUUCUCAAUGUAUUCUUGAUGGAAACAAAGAGUAUAAGAGAAACCUAAAUUCCCACCGGAUUAUGGAGCUAUGGGGUAUAAAUGAAAUGAUUUGACUUUUAUCACUCAUUUAGCGUUUGCUAGCUAGUGUUAACUUACUGUGGUCCAAAAUUGUAUACUACCAUACUAAAUACUUAGCCGUCAAAAUGGCUCUCUAUUUGUCACUUCCUAUAGCGAAGCACUAUUUAGCACGACGGUAUACAGCAUUGUGAACUGUAUCGUGUUUCCUGCGCUGCAUAUCGGCACAGUCACGGCGAGGACGCAAAUUCAGCUCUCGUGUGAUCUACGGUUUUCAAAUCUGUGUAAAACCAGAGGGAGUUUUUGUCACCAUUAGACCGUUUGUUUUCGAAAUAUUAACCAGUGCCUGGCUUCUGUAGCAGAUCGUUUGUUGACGGUUUAUCCAAUCACAUGCAUUUAUGUAACUUAUUUAGCUGAAGGCAGCUCAUCAGACCAGAGACUAGCUUCAGGCAGAGAGACGUUAACUCAGAAAGGGGAUAAGAGACUCUUUGUUUUAUUUACCCGCAUCUAGUCUGAUUACUGAACUGACUUCUAGGCUUGUUUAAAGAAAAGUCGAUCACUGAAGCAGAAUGUUUAAAGAUGACUACACAGAGAGGUAUGCGCUUGAUCUCUGCUUCAAGUCAAAAGAUGUCGAACAAAGUAUGAAACAAACCAUAACCGAUCAAAUGGUCUUAUUUAUAGCAUUAAUGAUUAAACGUUAAACGGUAGCUGACAUUCAGUUAUGCAAGGGAUUUGAUAUAACUGACCCACAACCUCUGAGAUAGCAGUAGAACAUGUGUGCUGGCACUAAUGGCUCCUUUAAUAUCGCUAAAUGGCUAAAUGACUCUGAAGAAAAAAAAAAAUGUAAAUACGUAAAUAAUCUCCCAGUAGUUCAGUCUAUUUCCGCGCAGUGAGGUGCCAACACCUCACAGUAUAAACAGCUAAUAGCUGUCAGAAAAUGCUCCUGACGGGAGAAAGAAUCCCUUCUGAGGGUUGUGUUUGUGAGAGAGGACGAGACAGUCGAUCUGGCAGCGUCAGCUAGAUUGAGUCAAACAAGGCCUCCGUCAGUAAGGUAAACGUCUCUACAGGAUUAAUGGUGUGAAACCGAGAAGUGCCUUUUUAGGUCUUAGGAGUUGCGUGAGUGUUUUUGGCCUGGUGAAAGGAGGGGGUUUGCCAGUGCCCUAGUCAAGGUCGGAGUAGGAUGGCUCCACACUGAUAGUGUCAGAGAGCUAUGAGUGCCAGAGCUUUCAGCUCCACAGCUAGAGGAAAUGUCUUUCCUCACACACAGACAGGAAGCUGAACACUGUCAUUAUCCCAUUAUCUGUGUAUCAUCAACCUACACCUACCCCUGCUGAGCACUGUUCAUAAUGACUGUGUAAUAUUGUUGUGUGUUAAACAGGAUAGUAUAAAAACACAUGUUUAUACUUCGGAAUGCUCCGUUUUCUUUCUUUGGCUCAUUUCAGGAUCAGAAAAAUGAAAAAAGACAAACCUCCACAGUAAUUACAGUGUGUGUAAAGCCCACAUGCUUGCCCGUACUGUUGGUCGUUUGGUAGAUAGCAUUAUCUUCAGUUCAGCAGCAUUAUAGAGGCAGAGGUCCAGCUUUUCUCGCUCUUUCUCUCUUUCUGUCUGCCAAAGCCACCUGGGAUGCUCGAUAUUAUCCUUCUGUUUCCUUUGACACUGUACAGCUGGCUUUUUACACCAGCAAAAAUGUCAUCCAUUAUUCUAAACAACAUUCCAGCGCAUUGUCCAGGCCUGAGCUUCAGCGUGCAUCGUCAACGUUUUAGUGCACAAAGGUUUAAAAUAUCUAUUGUGUCAUGCUGGGAAAACACGUUCUUAUCAGCAGUCACCUAUCUGCAGCCUGGACAAGGCCUUACUCUGUCCCUGGAGGAAGUUCUUUUAUUGGAUGCUUCUAAACAGUGACCUGACUCUGACUUCUAUCUGCUCAUCGAUUAGAUCUAACCUCGGUUGCCCCAACACCUCUGUGCCUGCCAGAUAGUCCGCAGCCGUACCACACAAGUCUUCAUCUCGGUGCAUUGCUGUGAAAGAGUGGAGGAAAAAGUAGAGCUAUGCUUCCUCUGUUUACUACAAGCCUGAGAAAACAUUUAUGGCAUUCUGUUGGGGCAAGGAAUGUCUUGUUUUGGAAUGAGAGGACAAUGGAUAACCUCUGUUUUCAGGCAGCGGUAGUCCUGGAGAAACAGGGUCGCAACUGUGGAAUGUGGAUUUCUAUUUAGAAAAGGGGAGUGUGUUAUACAUUCAAGUCAUUUUCCUUUCAGAGAUCAGAAGUCAGACAUGACUGAAGAAGUGGAAGUAACCGUCUCACGGCUUUACUCCUUAUGUCAUAUCUUUACUUGCCCUACAUCAAACUUGUCCUGAAUGUAACUGAACUUGUCAGUUGAGUGACCGUGCAUGUUUUUCUACAACAACUAUGUCGUCCCCUGUCUAGAGAGGACUGCAUUCUUCCUCAGCCCACAAGAAUCUUAUGGGGGAGGAUGCAGGAAGUGGCUCGAUGGGUGACCACUGGGAGCCACGUAUUUCAGACCCAUCUUCCUGUGUGAUAAAUUUGAGAUUUCCUUUGCUUUGGGGCCAGAGGACCCUUCCAUGUAGGCAGUUUGUUCAUGAGUAGGGAGUCAUUGAUUUGAGCUGCGGUUACUCAGAGGCAGGGAAACUAAGAGCAGCUGCUCCGUUUUGCCGCUAAUCUGCUUACACUGCAGCCACUAAUUGCAUUGCAAAUUAUAAGUACGACUUUUUGAAAGAACUCGGGUCAGCGGUCAUUAGGCACAUGGUGCAUGUCUUUUGCUUUCUACUGCACAGAGGGGAAUUCCCCAUUCACCAAAAAAACCCCGUCAAAGACUCCUCCGUAGAGCGUAUCACACAGUGUCUGGUGUGGGCUUUUUACAGUCGGAGCAAAAUGGAGGGAUGGAGCUGUAGUAGUGUUUCAGUGAAGUAUUUCCAAAACAACGGUCUAAAAGUCAAACUCGACGGAUGCCGUUUCAAACGAGCGGUGGAGACUUGUUUUGCUGGGGGUUUUCAGAAACACUAGGAGCUCCACUUGUGGUGAGGGCAUGAGGGUGUUGGUGGAUGCCCGGGACAAGCUCAAGGUACCCUGGCAGAACUCGGAAAAUGAGAAGCAUGGCAUGUUUGUUAUGUCGUUCGAGAACAAGGCAGGGAUGCCGGUGGAGCCCUGUACUUUCCAGCUGUAUGUACCUGCCCUCCAGGCACUCUGGGGUGACUCGGGCAUCCAGGAGGCCUACGGGCGCAGGAGCGAAUUCCAGCUGAGUGAAUCAGUGAAGUAUUUCCUGGACAACUUGGAUCGGAUCGGACAACUGAGUUACCUCCCAAGUCUUCAGGACAUCCUCCUGGCCCGGAAGGCCACCAAGGGCAUAGUGGAGCAUGACUUCAUCAUCAAAAAGAUCCCCUUCAAGAUGGUGGACGUAGGCGGUCAGCGCUCCCAGAGGCAGAAGUGGUUCCAGUGCUUCGACGGCAUCACGUCCAUCCUCUUCAUGGUCUCGUCCAGCGAGUACGACCAAGUGCUGAUGGAGGACCGGCACACAAACCGCCUGGUCGAGUCGAUGAACAUUUUCGAGACCAUCGUCAACAACAAGCUCUUCUCCAAUGUCUCAAUAAUCCUAUUCCUCAACAAGAUGGACCUGCUGAUGGAAAAAGUGGCCAAGGUGAGCAUUAGCAAGCACUUCCCCGACUUCCGCGGAGACCCGCAGCGACUGGAGGACGUACAGAACUACCUGGUGCAGUGCUUCAAGCGCAAGCGCCGCAACCGCAGCAAACCGCUGUUCCAUCACUUCACCACGGCCAUCGACACGGAGAACAUCCGCUUCGUCUUCCACGCCGUCAAGGACACCAUUCUGCAGGAGAACCUGAAAGACAUCAUGCUGCAGUGACUGAGAAACACGUCAGACAACUUGACCACUGUAAUUCUUACCACUGUGAGAUGAGACUGCCUUCCUCACACCAUUUCUACACAAUCAGAUGAACAGAUAGAUGCAGUAGACAGUUGUGCGUUACUGAUUUAUUGUCAGCUGAUUGCGAAAUAGACUCGUGUAUGUGCUUUUGGCCCACUGUGUACCACUAUGUAUAAGAUGAGGCAUCUGGGAACUGUGAUUCGAAACUGUAGCACAUGUAUAUGAGCAUAUCUGAUGGAAAAUAACACUGAGCUUUUGUGCGUCUGUGUGUAUAUGUGUAUGUGUGCGUGCGUGUUUUGUGCAAGAGAUAGACGAGCAAGAAAGAAAGUCUCACAGCGUUGGCUUGCCGAGUCCUCCCAGAGUCGACUCAUUGUAUAAAAAGACAAAGCUCCGGAGUUAGUCAUCAGAAAGUGAAAUGAAUUACUGACUUCCUGUCUGCUCCUAACCACGGCCGAUCUAAGUGUCUUCCUCUGAAAUAGAUGAUGUCGGGGACUUCGGGGUGAAGCCGUCUGACGGCGCUCUUUGUCCCUGAUUCGAAAUGGCUGAAAAGGAAAAACUGAUUCUUCUUUAUUGUAAACAAAGUUUGAACAUCUCUUUACGGUUGUUUUUUUUUUUUGCUAUUUCUUCACGGAUGAAACUCUAAGCACUUCUGUUUCAAACCGGUUCAACAAAGAACCCCCAAAAACUGAUCUUCUGCACUAACAUGUGAGUUUGAGCCCUUGAUUUUUUUUCCCAUAUCUGCAGUGGCAGUUUCGUAUCCAAAAAUAAGCGGAUCCUUAAGAAGUAUUAUAUUUGAAUUAAGCUGGAGAUUUGUACAAAGACAUAAAUGGAUAUUUUGUACCUAGAUUUACAUGCCUUUUUUUUUUUUUUUUUUUAGACACUUUAACAAUUCCUACCACUUAUAACUCUUUCUGGGUCAGAAGUACUUUUGAUAGUCGGCGUCAGAUCACUGGUAAUGUUUUUUUUUUCUUUCUUUCUUUUUCCAACGUCACUAACUUCACAUGAGAGAGAUGAUGGUGAUAGUGUCUUGAAAUUUCUGCACUACGUGUGUGCUUUAUAUUUCUGUUAUGUUACGUAGACGUUUUCCUGCGUGUUCAUGGUUCGUGCUGUGUAUAUUACGUUUUUAUCUGACUAAUCAGGAGGAGAAUGGGUCCAAGCAGGAUUCUAGAAAAAGCGUGUGAUCUCGGAGGAGGUGAAGCGUUUCUCCCACAGCUCUGACAGAAAACAACACUGAUCUCAUUUGACCAGCAGAGUUUCAGAGUUCCCCCACUACUAGAACGCUAUGAACUCCCAGGGGGCUUCGCAAACGUUGAGAAAUCAGUAAUGCAGCCGGAUUGAUUUUUUUUUUUCCACGGCUGCUUUUUUUCCCCCCUUCAGGCAGAGUGUGCUGACUCAUGCACUCUGCAGAAACAGAUCGACUCCUCCAAAGAAGAAGUCUUUCACACCCAGGUGUUGAUUUGUCGCAUGCUAGUUCUGCAUUGAGUUUUGCAAAGGCAUGUAUGCAUGUCCAUCCCUUCCCCCGGUGUACUGCGUGCGAGUUAUUUUGGCACUUCGGUCCUGACUGAGGAAGAGAAUGCGUAUUGGGAAUCAGCUUGUCCAAGAUAAGUUCAGGCUUGACAGACAUUUGGGAAAUCUGUUCAGAAAUCAGCAGUAGUCCCAUCUGCCCCUGAUAAAAUGUUCUCUGACCGGCCAGGAGGGGGUCCUGAUGCAUGCUGGUGAAUGUGUGCGGUUGUUUCUGUCUGUUCAAAUGCCCUCCAUAUCUUCCCAAAGUAAACAGCUCACAUCAAGGCCUUAUUCAUUUUUAAUUCACGUGUAUUUUUUUUUUUUUUUUUAGUCAACCUCUAAAUGGUGCCUUUUCCAGACCUAAUAUCUAAUUUAAAAACAUUUCGCAGAAAUGUCAGACUAGCAGCUGAAAAACAGUCCACAAAAAGAAUGACGUGUAAUUAAAAAAAAAAAAAACUUUGAAAAAGGUGUUUAAAGCCUUUUUUUUUAUAAAGGUUUUCGAAGAAUGAAUGAAUAAAUAAAUAACUAAAUAAAUCAGUGUGCCGUGACGAAACAAAUUGAAAGCGACAUCUUGUAAAUCCAGAAUGGGAUUUCAGUCUGCUGACCAUUUCUAAAGCGUAUUGCCUUGACAGUCUGCUCUGAUAAAUAUACAUAAAAGGCUAUCACUGGUAAUAAACCUCCUCGGACUCGUUAGCAUUUUAUAAUACCGUACUGUUUCUUUACAAGUCGUGUGGCUUCUAUAGUGCUUCCAUUGUUUGAUUCCUUUAGUGACUGUAAAAAUUGUGAAAAUUUCAGAGUAACUGUAAUACUGUAUAUAAGAACUGUAUAAAUUCAGUAAAAUAAAUAAAUAAAUAAAAAAAACCUU